Conger conger (European conger) is the source of this 1708-nucleotide messenger RNA. Its product is annotated as tubulin alpha chain-like. The coding region runs from base 158 to 1507 and encodes 449 amino acids. NCBI's taxonomy places the organism in Eukaryota, Metazoa, Chordata, Actinopteri, Anguilliformes, Congridae. The transcript is spliced from 4 exons. Gene Ontology annotation, biological process: mitotic cell cycle; microtubule cytoskeleton organization. The record is from RefSeq and is a predicted model, not a curated record. Gene Ontology annotation, cellular component: microtubule; cytoplasm. Gene Ontology annotation, molecular function: structural constituent of cytoskeleton; GTP binding.
GUGCAGUAUAUAACCUAAAGCAGAACCGACGACCUGGUACAACUAGCUCACGGAGACCACAUUGAAGGUGUACUGUGAGGAGUUCAACUGAACAACACUUUUCGCUUUUAAACCUUAUAUUUUUUUACUUUUUGGGAAAUACCAGCACAGAAGCAAAAUGCGUGAAUGUAUCUCGGUCCACGUUGGGCAAGCGGGUGUCCAGAUGGGGAACACCUGCUGGGAGUUAUACUGCCUGGAGCACGGCAUCCAGCCGGACGGGCAGAUGCCCAGCCAGAAGCCGGUGGGGGGGCACGAUGAUUCCUUCACAACCUUUUUCAGUGAGACUGGAGCGGGCAAGUACGUGCCCCGUGCCAUCUUCGUCGACCUGGAGCCCACGGUCAUUGACGAGGUGCGCACAGGCACCUACCGCCAGCUGUUCCACCCUGAGCAGCUCAUCUCGGGCAAGGAGGACGCUGCCAACAACUACGCCCGUGGGCACUACACCAUCGGCAAGGAGAUCAUCGAUUCAGUUCUGGACCGGAUACGCAAGCUGGCAGACCAGUGCACUGGACUCCAAGGUUUCCUGGUCUUCCACAGCUUUGGAGGUGGUACUGGUUCUGGGUUCACCUCCCUGCUGAUGGAACGCCUCUCCGUCGACUUUGGCAAGAAGUCCAAGCUUGAGUUUGCCAUUUACCCAGCCCCCCAGGUGUCCACAGCUGUGGUGGAGCCCUACAACUCCAUCCUGACCACCCACACCACCCUGGAGCACUCCGACUGCGCCUUCAUGGUCGACAACGAGGCCAUCUACGACAUCUGCCGCAGGAACCUGGACAUCGAGCGGCCGUCCUACACCAACCUCAACAGGCUCAUCAGCCAGAUUGUCUCCUCCAUCACUGCCUCCCUGCGCUUCGAUGGGGCGCUGAACGUGGACCUGACCGAGUUCCAGACCAACUUGGUGCCCUACCCCCGCAUCCACUUCCCACUGGCCACCUAUGCCCCAGUAAUCUCCGCUGAGAAGGCUUACCACGAGCAGCUCUCCGUGGCCGAGAUCACCAACUCCUGCUUCGAGCCAGCCAAUCAGAUGGUGAAAUGCGACCCCCGUCAUGGCAAGUACAUGGCCUGCUGCCUGCUGUAUCGUGGUGAUGUGGUGCCCAAAGACGUCAACGUAGCCAUCGCCGCCAUCAAGACCAAACGCACCAUCCAGUUUGUGGACUGGUGUCCCACUGGCUUCAAGGUGGGCAUCAACUACCAGCCCCCCACCGUGGUGCCCGGGGGAGACCUGGCCAAGGUGCAGAGGGCCGUGUGCAUGCUGAGCAACACCACCGCCAUCGCCGAGGCCUGGGCCCGUCUGGACCACAAGUUUGACCUGAUGUACGCCAAGCGUGCCUUCGUCCACUGGUACGUGGGGGAGGGCAUGGAGGAGGGAGAGUUCUCUGAAGCCAGAGAAGACAUGGCCGCCCUGGAGAAGGACUAUGAAGAAGUGGGCAUCGACUCCUUUGAAGAGGAUGAGGAGGGAGAGGAGUAUUAGCCAGAGCCGAGCCGGUGAAUCCAAAGAAAACGUUUCGGCCAAUUCAAGUUAAAUUAUGUCCAUCAUUUUUGUAGAUAUUUUUGCAUUCAUGUUUUCUUCUCACCUUCAAGGCGACUACUGUAAAUAUCCAGUGUCUGACCUCAUUCCUUGUCGCAGACUAACAGUGACUGCCAAACAUGCUUAAUAAACAACGUCUCUGAA